UGGCUUGCAAUCUUGCUAGCUAGUGUGCAAUUAUGCAAGUAAACGAGGAGUGUUAAAUCCAACACCUGACACAAAGGAGGAUGAAGAUGAAACAUAUCAAUGGAUGAUAUGUUAGAGUUAAGUGUUAUAUCCACUGAGAAACACCAAAACCAAUAGUAGUAGUCAUAGUAGGUUCAGGGUAGGGUUGAAUCAAACACACUAACACAAUGAGCUUGUCUCUUAUUCAAGGCUAUUCUUCCGCCGAAGAAGACGACCAAGACCAAAUCCAACCCCACAAUUCCGAUGUCGAAGAUUCUGACGAUGAUGGCGCUGCCGGCGAACCCUCCGCCGCAGACCACCCUUCUCUGGGGGACAGAUCCAUCUUCGACCACCGUCCCAAUCCUCCUUCUGCCUCCGGUCUUCCUUCUGCAUUCGACGUAUUCUCCGAAAUUUCAGGACCGCCCCAAUUUCUGAACAACAGCGUGGAAGAGUACAACAACAACCCUGCAAGAGAUUCUGAUCUGCAACAACAAGGGAGGCAUGCCACUAGGAGGCAGCGCAGGGAGAAGAAAGAUAUACCCACAGGUGCGGUGGUAGAGGCAAAAGCUCAACUAGUUGGGAUUCAUGAGCGAGUAAGAAGUGACAUCAAUGGUGGUCAACCGCCAAUAUCAACUGCCUCGGGCGCAUCAGAAGGAGGCAAGCGGAUGCCAACUGCAACAAAUCCUAAUGCUGAAGAUGCUGCAGAGCUUUUGAGAAUGUGCUUGCAAUGUGGGAUUCCCAAGACCUUCUCAAGUGAACGUGGAAUGGUCUGCCCUGUAUGUGGUGAUCGCCCUCCAAAGGAUACCAGCACCGAGUCCAAGAAGAAAGGAUCAACUAUCAAGGAUAAGGAAAAAUCUAAAAGGAUGAAGGGCCAAUCAUCCCAUGCAUCCUGGAAAAGUGAAACUGAGAUGCAAUUAAGGCAACAAUUUGAUUAGCAUUAUCUUUGUCUCUUUGUAGUUUCAGAUACCUGGUAUAAUGUGACGUGUUCAGGACUAUGCUGUUAAUUAGACAAACUUUGUUGUUAACAAUGAUUACGGUAUUAUAUUAGUAAUUUUUGAGUUUUGUUCUUUUAGGGAGAGAAAUCUCUUUUGGCUGUCGUAUCUAAACAACGCUACCAAAACUGUCCCUUGGUUGAGUAUCAUAGACAUUAUUAUUAUUAUUAUUAUUUUGACGUUUCU
Messenger RNA from Abrus precatorius (Indian licorice), 1196 nucleotides. RefSeq lists its product as uncharacterized. Lineage: Eukaryota; Viridiplantae; Streptophyta; Magnoliopsida; Fabales; Fabaceae. The transcript has 4 exons. The record is from RefSeq and is a predicted model, not a curated record. Bases 207 to 953 code for a protein of 248 amino acids.